This is a messenger RNA of Venturia canescens, 4105 nucleotides long. RefSeq lists its product as uncharacterized. Gene Ontology annotation, biological process: regulation of transcription by RNA polymerase II. The transcript is spliced from 4 exons. Lineage: Eukaryota; Metazoa; Arthropoda; Insecta; Hymenoptera; Ichneumonidae. Bases 215 to 3667 code for a protein of 1150 amino acids. The record is from RefSeq and is a predicted model, not a curated record. Gene Ontology annotation, molecular function: DNA-binding transcription factor activity, RNA polymerase II-specific; RNA polymerase II transcription regulatory region sequence-specific DNA binding; zinc ion binding. Gene Ontology annotation, cellular component: nucleus.
AGCAAGAACCAACAAAGACAACAAUUGCCGAAUCGAAUCUCAGUAAAGAUUGUUCGUUUCUUCUGUAAUGAAACCUAGAAUAAUUUUUAACAUAGUUUCAAUGAAUCAGUACGGUAUUUGGAGUAAACAAAACUCGAUAUUCGCUAACUUUGAAAUCUUGUUGGAAUAAGGAAGAAAAAUUGAAAAUUCAGUGUACAAGAAGAACUAUGCAAAAAUGUCACAGAACACCUCUUCUAUGGUAAAGACUGUACGAUACUGUGCACAGUGUCAAUCAUAUUUUCAAGGUACAUUAGGAUCCCAUGUGAAUACAGAAAAUCACAAAAACAAUCUGAGACUGAUGGACUGGAGACUUCUCAAGGAAUUCAUUGAGCCCUUUGUUGUUAAGACCCGUGAUUCAAGAAAAGAAUACUAUUUGUGUUUAGCUUGUCGCUGUACGAUGCCGUGUAAUCCAAAGUAUUUUGAGUCACACACAAGUGGUAAAAACCACUUAAACAAUAUGGAGAAAUGUUUGAAUAUUUUGCCAGUUCAAGAUAACCAGUUUUAUUGCGCCGAUUGCGACUUUGUCAUCACAAAUUAUAAGGGUGUGAAAUUUCACAUUAACACCAGAAGUCACAUGACUUCACGUACCAUAAAUAUGGAUUAUAGACUGUUCAAGCGUACAACAUGGGAAUCCUUUGUUUACCCUUUCAUCAUAGAGAAAAACGAUCAAGAGUUUUAUUGCAUGGUCUGUGAUUCGUCAAGUUCCAACAAACAUUCUUUGAGGGUCCACGUUGAGAGCAGCAUUCAUACAAGGACAGUUCAGUGUUACAAGCCACAUCUGAUUCCUCUUGAGAACAAUUUUUUCUGUUGCCAACUAUGCAAUGUUGUAUUUCCAUUCGAUGCCAACAUGCAAACUCACCUGAAGAAACAUUGUCACCUGAAUAACUACAAGAAUAGUACCAGCACAGACUGGUCCAUUAGAAAGGAUUUCAUAACACCGUUUAUUUAUCAAGCAGGUGAGAAUGACUUUUACUGCAUAAUAUGCGAUUUACCAAUGAAGAGCUACCUAGCUCUGGAAUCUCACAAACAAGGGGAUGUUCACAAUGAGGUACUGGAGUGCGAGAUCAAAAAUAUUCUGCCUUCGAAAAACGGAUGCUUCACUUGCAGCUUAUGUCAAUGCGUCAUUCCGAAUCAACAUAAAGUCGGUCUACAUCUCACAGGAAUUCAACACAUUAAAAAGUCAGGAGUAAUUACAGUUAGUCGCAGAAAAAGACUGAAGAUUGUGAGUUGGGGGUCAAUCAAAAAUUGCAUCGAACCCUUCUUGCUAAGCGAAAACAAUGAUAACUUUUACUGCGUUCUCUGCGGUUCCAUCCUUGUUGGAAUAAAAGCGCUCGAGUCUCAUAUUUUGAAAGCUGUUCACAAAACUUCUCUUAUUCAACAGAGUUCCUUUCUUCACCCACUGGAUAAUGGCUCGUUCUAUUGUGCUCUCUGUGGCAAUUAUAUUCUGGAUUUCCGCAGAGUUAAUUCUCACAUCAGAGAACCGAAACACUCUUCUUUGUGGCCCACAGUCGCUGAACAGGAAAACAAAGACCAUGAAGGAAAAGGAAAAGAUGAGAACGAGAGAAAAGCUGAAAAAAGAAACGGAGUCGUGGUUGAUUCUCUUAACCAUACGGAUAUCAAAUCGAAAGCCAGUUCUGGCGUAUCAGCUCCAACCAAAGCUGGUUUUCCAAAGAGCUUGAAAGAUUUUGACGAGAGUUUGCUCAAUUUUCAGAAAAAACCUGAAUAUUCGGCCGAUUGUGCAAUAAAAUCAAAGCUUGAAAUCCAGCCGGAAAUGAAAUCCGAUCCGAACGAUUGCUUCAGAAAGUUCUUCGAAUCGUUCGAACGAUCAGAGUUGAAGGAGAUGUCGGGAUUCGAAUGCAGUUCUAAAGUCGUAGAAACUCAGCCACAACAGCAUACACGUCCUUCGGAUGAUUCGGUUCCACAGUGGGUAGAAAGUCUGAUGGAUUUGACUCGAAUUUUGUCGCAGAUGAGAGCGUCACCGAAAGUCGAUUCGAACGGUGGCAAGAGUUCAGAAAACAAGGAAAUAGUCAUUGAAAAGGAGUCCAAUGAAAAAAACUCGAGUUCCGUGGACCUCGAAAAGACGGCAAAGAAGAAAUAUUCGUCGGAACUACCCGUAAGAAGCGUAGCAAAAAAAAGUUAUCUGGAACGAGUCGCGAGUUUGUUGGAUUUCGAAGAAAACAUCUACGAUACGAGCGAGCAUACGAAGAGUGUGGAAUUGGGGCUUGAAUUGCGUUUCGUAAUUGACGAGAGCCGUAAUUAUUGUCUCGUUUGUCGUGAAAUCGUUACACGCAAUCGCGAUUCGGACAACUAUUUCGUGCAUCUGUGCACUUUGGAGCACACGCAACAGCUCAACAAAAUGGUGAAAAGCGCUGGAAAAACUUCGAGGUAUCCUCGGUGUUUGAGCGAGCUUUCGAUGGCUCUUGAGUUUGUAGAAAUGUUAUCGAACAAGCUCGCCAGAUGUCUUGUCUGCCAGAUCGACAUUCCUAACAAUGAUUGUUUCGUAUUGAAACAUAUCGAUGAUGAAAAGCACCGGAAAGCUAAGGAGCAAAUGCGCAUCGAAGCUAGUAAAGAGAACGCCGUAAUCAUGUCCCAAAUUCAUUGCGACUGGUACAAAGUACAAAAAUACGAGUGUAUCGCGUGCUCAAGAAAAUUCGACCUCGAGAUUGACUUCAUCGAACACCUGCUCGACGACGAGAAACACGCGAAUCAUACGAAAACCGCUGUCAACGACGGAGCUAAGAUGAUCUACGAAUUCUGCUCGAUUUGCGCGCUCAUUUAUUGCGCGUGUUCCAACGUACCGACGAACCACAUCGACUGCUCGUCGCACAGAUGGUUCGUCCGAAACGGGCCUUUCGUGGUCGACGAACUGCCUCGAUCUACGACGAAAUUAUUAAUCUCUCUCAACGCCAACGAAACUUUUCGGACGAUCGACAUCUCGCAUGAGAUCGAGGAAGGCUGCAAAGGUUCCAUCGUCAAAGCUUAUGGCAAAGGAACGGGUCACGACUACAAUUCGACUUUUGGGACUGAACCACCGCUCCAAGAUCUACAGUUUCUCAAGUUCUUCAAGAAAAUAUGUCCAGCGAGCGUCAACAUGAUAUCAUUUCUCAAGCAGUGGUUAGUGGAGUGUGAUUUAUUCGGGACUCGACAAAUCUCAAUCGUUGCUCUCUAUUGGUACGUGAUCCUGUACCUUGAAACGAUAUCGAUACUGCCGAGCAUCGCUACAUUGAACUCGAUGAAACUGUUCUGUCGUGAACUCGUAGAUUGGGAAAAAAAUUCAGAGAUGAAGAAACACGAAGGAUUCGUUCUGAAGGACCAUCUCAUUGGCUUUUUUUCACUUUAUACGAAUUUUGACUAUCGGUAUGACGUCGCGUGUCCGUUGCUUGGCAAGGUCAUCGAGAAACGAGCUUUCGCUGACAAUGUUAAUUAUUUACCGGAAGAUAUGAAGUCCUACGUAUCUUACAUGCGAAACAGAGAAUUUGCGGAACCGUUUAGAAUCGAUUCGGUAAUGUGUCUCCAAGACCCGUUCGAUUUGCAGCACAACCUGACCAAGUCAGUGUCCAAAUUUGAUUUGAGCAGGUUCCGAAUUUUUUGCUCAAAAAGUUUGAGUUUUUUGUGCGCUGAAACCUAAGCGCAUUUUUUUUUAAUCAUAUUACUACAAUUUGACUUAAUUUUUUAUUUAAUGUAUACAAUUGACAGCUCCAUUGUUAAAUCGUGCAAAAGUAGAGCCUCGACAGAUAAAUCAAGCCAUAGAUCCUCACUGGAUGAGAUCAAUUAUUCAACAAUCAAUUUUCUAUUUUAUUUUCGAAUCAUGGAUCAAAGUGUAUCAACCCAAUCAAUCACGAUAAUAUUUGGGUUCCUUACGCGUUUAGUGGUAAAAAAAAUUAUAAUCACUGAACUAUAUUCUUCUAUACUUUUUUGUUACGUGUCAUUUUCUGUCAUAUCAGUGUGGAACAAAGAUCUAUCAAUUAUCGAUAGAAUCGUCAGUGAGUGUACACGCUUGAAUAUUUUUGAAGUUCUGUUAUGAGGAAUUAAUGUUUUUUGUUGUCAUUAUCUGAAUAAAAAAAUG